CUACUUUUUCUGAUUUUUUUUUUUUUUUUUCUCGCGAAAUUUUGCCCAAGUUUCCUGGAAGUUGCCCAUUCAAUGUGUGAUUUUUGACCAAUGCUUUGCUUUGCUUUACUUUUUCUUGUCUAUUUCUCCUUAUUUUCUCUCGUCUUCCCGGACGUCUGAGUUCCAUCUACUUCAGAGUUCACGAUGCUCUCUAGUCUCUACUUCUGAUGAUAAACCAAAGAGGUAAAGACUUUGAUUGAUCUCCACUUUUCUCCAACAGAUCCAUUCUUCUCUGCUCCCUCUGUUCAAUGACUACCACUACAAGAGCCAAAGAGCCCCCCUCCUCCUGCUCCUCCCCUUCCGCUUCUCGAUGUAGCGGCAGCUAUCACGUGUUCUUGAGCUUCAGAGGCGAGGACACUCGCUGGACCUUCGCCGACCACCUCUACGCGGCUCUUACGAACGCCGGAUUUCGCACCUUCAGGGACGACGAUGAAAUUCAAAGAGGAGAAAGCAUCGAGGUUGAGCUGCGGGGGGCAAUCGAAGAGUCGAGGGUUUCAAUUGUUGUCUUCUCCAGAAACUACGCGUCUUCGACCUGGUGCCUCGAUGAGCUUGCGAUGAUCCUCGGAAGACGACGGAGGGGGGACUCUGGCCACGUGGUUCUGCCGGUGUUCUACGGCGUGGAUCCGUCGGAUGUCAGGAAACAAAAGGGAGUUUAUGCGGAGGCAUUCGCGAGGCAUGAAGAGCGAUUCAAUAAGUUCGAGGUGGGAGAGGGUGAAGCAGCAAAGGAGUGGUUGGUUGGAGAAAUUGAAGGGGUGGAGGGAAGCGCUGGAGGAAGUUGCUGUUAUAGCAGGAAUGCGUUUACCAGAUGGAGGUGGCGCGAGUCAAAGUUUAUCCAAAAAAUUGUCAAGGUGGUUGAAGACAAGAUAAGGCGGCCAAGAGUCUUGAAUGUUGCACCUUACCCCAUUGGAUUAGGUUCCCGUGCCAAAAGCAUUAAUUUGUGGUUACAAGAUGGAGGGGCUGAUGCCGGAAUUAUUGCCAUUUGUGGGAUGGGUGGAAUUGGCAAAACAACCAUUGCCAAAUUUGUGUACAACUCAAACUCCUCAAAAUUUGAAGGUAGCAGCUUCAUAGCAAAUAUAAGAGAAAUUUCUGGACAACAAAACGGUUUAAUUCGUUUACAAAGCCAACUUCUUUCAGAUAUUUUGAGAAGAAAAGGGGAAGAAAUACGCAAUGUUGAUGAAGGGAUUGUUAAGAUCAAAGAAGCUAUUGGUUUUAAAAGAGUUCUUAUAGUUCUUGAUGAUGUGGAUAAACGGGAACAAUUAGAUGUAGUCCUUGGAAUGAAGGAUUGGCUUUCACCAGGUAGUAAAUUGAUCAUAACUACUAGACAUGAGCAAUUACUAAGGGCUCAUGAGUGUUGGAAAGUACACAAGGUAGAGGAGUUGGAUCACGACGAAUCCCUACAACUUUUCAGUUUGUAUGCCUUUGGACAAAGCCAUCCUAUUGAUGGUUAUUUGGUAGACUCAAAAAGGGCAGUAGAUUAUUGCAGAGGGCUUCCAUUAGCUGUUAAAAUUUUGGGUUCUUCCCUAUCUGGCAAAAGUUUAGAUGUGUGGAAUAGUCAACUACAAAAAUUGAAGGCAAUUCCUGACAAUGAAAUCCUUGAAAAACUCAAACUAAGUUAUGACUCUUUACAAGAUGACCAUGACAAAGAUUUAUUCCUGGAUAUUGCUUGCUUCUUUGUUGGAGGGGACAAAGACACCACAAUUACAAUCCUAGAGGGAUGUGAUUAUUACGCAUUGGUUGGGAUUCAAAAUCUUAUUGACAGAAAUAUGUUAACCAUUGAUGGAGCUAACAAGCUGCUGAUGCAUCAAUUGAUUCAGGAAAUGGGAAGGGAAAUUGUCCGGCAAGAAUCACCCAAAGAGUUAAGAAAACGGAGCAGGCUCUGGAAUCACAAGGAUUCCUUUAGCGUCUUGAAUGAAAAAACUGGCACAACAAAAAUCAGAGGCCUCGUUCUUGACAUGCAUUUCUUGAAGGAAUAUGAGUCUGAAUGGAACAGCUUUGGGCCCAACAGCUGCUCUAAAAAGCGGAAGAGGUUUCCCUUUGGUUCCCCUAUGGGCAUUACUACAAAAAAUUCAAAUGUAGCUUUGGAAGGUGAUGCAUUUUCAGGGAUGUCCAAUCUACAACUUCUACAGAUUAGUCAUGUACAAGUAUUUGGAAACUAUGAAAAUUUCCCCAAAGGAUUGAGGUGGUUGCAUUGGUCUCAUUUCCCUUUACAAAGGAUGCCCAACGAUUUUCCUUUGGACAUGCUGGUUGCUCUUGAAACGCCUUAUAGUUGCUUGCAAAAGGUUUUGAAUGGAACCAAGUGCCUCUUAUUACUGAAAAUCCUUAAUCUAAGUCAUUCCCAUUAUCUUUUCAAGACUCCUAAUUUCUCAAGGUUGCCGAAUCUCGAGAGACUUAUACUUGAAAAUUGUAUUAGGUUGGUUAAGGUUGAUGAAUCAAUUGGAUGCCUAGAAAGACUUGUUUUCUUAAACUUGAGUGAUUGUCAAAGCUUGAGGGAGCUUCCACAAACCUUUUAUAGGCUAAAAUCUUUGGCAACACUCGACAUUAGCGGUUGCUUAAUGCUUGAAAAUGUUUCAGCUGAGCUGGGUAAUAUGAAUUCUUUGGCAGUGCUUCUAGCAGAUCGAACUGCAAUAAAUCGAUUAUUCUCUAUCAACGGGGAGGUGAAAGCAUGGCAUUUAUCUGCAUUGCCUUGUCCACUAAAUCUAAGAAGUCAGCCAGAAUUUUCAUGGGUUUCUUUUCCAAAGUCUUUGGUACAUUUAAGUCUUGCAAAUUGCAAUCUGUCUGAUGACAGUUUCCCUAGGGAAUUUAGCAGCCUAUCCUCAUUGCAGAUAUUGGAUUUGAGCAGGAAUCCAAUUUGUAGCCUCCCAAAUUGCAUUAGGGAUCUUUUUGGGCUCAAGAAGCUAUGGUUAAAAUCAUGUCCAUGGCUUUUGACACUUCACGGGCUGCAGCAAAGUUUAGAAGAAUUGCAGACUGAAGACAGUGAAUUGUUGGAAAAAAUAAGCUUUGCCUCAGUAGAUUUAACCAUAAAAACCUUGGGUUAUUAUUCUUGCAGCAGUCUAGUUGAGAUUUUCGGCUUAUUCAAAUUAGAACCCUUGGAAUGUGUUGAUGCGGAGCUAAUUAACAAUUUGGGCUUAUGUGACUUUGAAGGCAUGGAAAAAUCACUUAUGAAGUUUUUAUCAAUCAAUGCAUCACAUAAAACGCGGAUGUCUCCUCCCCUAGGAUUACAUGAGUCUUAUACAUUUUGCACUUAUGUGCUUGGAAGCAAGAUGCCUAACAGAUUCAGUCUUAAGAAUGUAGGAUCCUCAAUAUCUUUUACCAUGCCUUCUGGUGCUAAUUUCAGAACUCAAGGUUUGUCUAUAUGUUCUGUUUAUGCACUUCCCAACCCUGGGACUUCCAAUGCUUCAUCUGAUUAUGAUGGGACGGGAGGCUGGCACUUACACACAAUUAUCAGUAAUGCAACCAAGCAUUUGAAAUGGAGCUAUUGCCCAGAAGUUCAUGGCAUUCCAAGAGCUGGUGAGGACUUGAUGUGGUUAAGUUAUUGGAAGUUUGAGGAUCAGUUGGAAGGUGGCGAUGAAGUAAAUAUUUCAGUUACAAGUGAUCAUUAUCAAGUGAAUGAGGUUGGGAUUCACCUUGUGUACAAGGAGGCAGAAGAAAAGAAGAGCACUCAAUCUCUUAGUUUAGAAGUUUCCCAACAAAUUCAUCCCUAUGGAAAUGUCGUUCCUGGUUUUUGUAAUGGGGAUUGUGAGCACUGCGAGGAUUUUCCAGUGCCUGCAGAUCCAGCAAGCACUAGAGUCGUUGUUCUUGGCACCCAUCCUGCUGAUUGCAGAGGUUGUCCUGACGGUUAUUUGGAAUAUCACUAUGGGUGGUGUAAAGAUCGGUUCCGCCCCAUUUCUCUCUAUUCUUAGGGUGCCAGUCGUGGAAUGAAGGCAUCACGGUAAAAAAUGUUUAGAGCUUGUUGAUUGUGAUGGGCCCCCUAAAUAAAUCAUGAGUUUUUUUUUAUGCUGUUUCGCGUCCAUUUAGUUUAAGAUGAAACUACUAUUGAUGGAAUUAUUCUAUCCAACCAUGAAUAGAACUUGAAUUUUGAGAGGAAAGGAUGGGAGCAUGUGGGCCUUGCAUGCUGCUUGUGUAUAUAAAGUUCUCUGUUUCUCUCUUCUUUUGCUAGUGGUUUUUCACUGCUCCACCCUCUUUCUUUCUUUGGAAAUUGGAAGGUAAUGAUGCUUGAUAUUUGUACAACUCAAAGAUUUUUAUAUUUGAACAUUGAGAAGACUUUGCCACUUUUUGCAAAACCUGUAACUGAAAGGAAGUUAUUAGGAUUGCAUGUUGACAUUCUGUUAAUACUGCCACUGCAUCCAUUGCAUUUAACUAUGCCUCCUUUUGUGUGACAUGGGUUUCUUCACGAUUCAACCAGUCUCUUAGUUAUGUGAAUCCCUAUCCUAU
Molecule: messenger RNA, 4470 nt
Organism: Diospyros lotus (date-plum)
Lineage: Eukaryota; Viridiplantae; Streptophyta; Magnoliopsida; Ericales; Ebenaceae
Product: disease resistance protein RUN1-like
Exons: 5
Coding region: 288-3938 (1216 amino acids)
Biological process (GO): signal transduction; defense response
Molecular function (GO): ADP binding; protein binding
Source: RefSeq, a predicted model, not a curated record